Messenger RNA from Arachis stenosperma, 1940 nucleotides. RefSeq names its product allantoate deiminase 2. Bases 186 to 1712 code for a protein of 508 amino acids. NCBI's taxonomy places the organism in Eukaryota, Viridiplantae, Streptophyta, Magnoliopsida, Fabales, Fabaceae. The record is from RefSeq and is a predicted model, not a curated record. The transcript has 12 exons. Gene Ontology annotation, molecular function: hydrolase activity, acting on carbon-nitrogen (but not peptide) bonds, in linear amidines.
AAGAUUCCGGAUCCAUUAUUAUUCCCUUUGUUUAUUCAGAUUCACAAGUUCCUCUUUCUCUCAAUCAAGCUUUGCUUUUGCAUCUUCUUUUCUUUUAUUUGGUCCACCCAAGAAACAAAAACUCAAAGGGACGAUAAUCCUCUCCAGAAGCCAAAAGCCACCACUACCAUAUACUUAUUAUCACUAUGAGUUCUUCCACCGCUGCUUCCUUUCAUAAACGUUUCAAGCCUAACCACCACCACCACCACCACCACCACCACCAUCAACAUCACGCGUUCACGUUCACUUUUCUUCACUCUUGUUUCUUCUUCUUCUUUCUCUUGUCAGCUCCUCCUCCUGCAUGCGCUUCAACGUUUUCUGGUAAUGAAACUGGAGAUUUAGAAAAACAAGGUGAUUUGUUUCCACAGAUUCUACGAGAUGAGGCAGUGGGGAGACUCUAUCAGCUUGGAAAGGUGAGUGAUGGUAAUGGCUAUCUGGAGAGAACAUUCUUGAGUCCUGCAUCUAUGAGAGCAAUCAACGUUAUCCGCGAGUGGAUGGAGGACGCUGGUUUGAGAACUUGGGUGGACCAAAUGGGAAACGUACACGGCCGAGUUGAAGGUGCGAAUCCAAAUGCCGAGGCCUUAUUGAUUGGAUCUCACAUGGAUACUGUUGUGGAUGCUGGCAUGUUUGAUGGAUCACUAGGAAUAGUAUCAGCAAUAUCUGCACUAAAGGCUUUGAAAGUCAAUGGAAAGCUGGAAAAGCUAAAGCGCCCUGUUGAGGUGAUUGCAUUUUGUGAUGAAGAAGGAGUGAGGUUUCAAACUACUUUCUUGGGUAGUGGCGCUAUAGCCGGCAUUUUACCUGCUACAACAUUGGAGAUAUCUGAUAAGAGGGAUGCAAUGAUAAAAGAUGUUCUCAAGGAGAAUUCUAUAGAAAUUACAGAGGAAAGUUUGUUACAGCUCAAGUAUGAUCCAAAAUCUGUUUGGGGCUAUGUUGAGAUUCACAUUGAACAGGGGCCUGUGCUAGAACAGAAGGGUUUUCCACUUGGUGUGGUUAAAGGCAUAGCUGGCCAGACCAGAUUGAAGGUUACUGUUAGAGGAUCACAGGGUCAUGCCGGGACUGUACCGAUGUCCAUGCGCCAAGAUCCUAUGGCUGCUGCUGCUGAAUUAAUAGUAGUUAUGGAAAACCUCUGCAAGAACCCAGAAGAAUUCCUUUCUUAUGAUGAUCAUUGCAGUGAUUCUACGGUGAAAUCACUUUCGAGUUCACUUGUUUGUACAGUUGGAGAGAUAUCAACAUGGCCGAGUGCUAGUAAUGUCAUUCCAGGCCAGGUUACAUAUACUGUGGACAUUCGAGCAAUUGAUGACCUUGGACGCGAGGCUGUUAUCUAUGAUUUAUCAAAAAGAAUGUAUCAAAUAUGCGAUAAGCGCUCCGUUUCCUGCAAUAUUGAACAUAAGCAUGAUGCAGGUGCUGUGAUUUGUGAUUCUGAGCUAAGUUCGCAGCUCAAAUCCGCAGCAUAUUCUGCACUAAAGAGGAUGGAGGGUGACAUUCAGGAUGAAGUUCCAACAUUGAUGAGUGGAGCAGGCCAUGAUGCAAUGGCUAUGUCUCAUUUAACAAAGGUUGGGAUGCUGUUUGUGCGGUGUCGCGGAGGAAUAAGUCACUCUCCUCAAGAGCAUGUUCUAGAUAAUGAUGUUUGGGCUGCUGGUUUGGCAACCCUCUCAUUUCUGGAGAAUCUAUGAAACUAAAUAAUAACUUGUGCAACACUUUGUAGUAAUAUAUAUAGAAAAAAAAAAAAAAAGAAAUCAUAACAUGUAAUUAUCCCUUAAUUUUUUGAGUUAAUUCAUCAUAAUCCAGCCUCCUUCUUUAGAUAACUUGAGUCUCCUUUUAGAUAUUUAUAUUAGUGUACUUGAAUUUUUAUUUUUUGGUUAUCUUGCCAUAUAAUUGGAGGGCCUGUACAUUCUUCUGAA